Molecule: messenger RNA, 5941 nt
Organism: Lytechinus pictus (painted urchin)
Lineage: Eukaryota; Metazoa; Echinodermata; Echinoidea; Temnopleuroida; Toxopneustidae
Product: alkaline ceramidase 3-like
Exons: 10
Coding region: 14-931 (305 amino acids)
Biological process (GO): phytosphingosine biosynthetic process; ceramide metabolic process
Cellular component (GO): endoplasmic reticulum membrane
Source: RefSeq, a predicted model, not a curated record
AACGGCGGCUGCUAUGGAUUCCUGCAGUUUGCGUGCAUGCAUUAGACGCUCUGCAUGCAUAAGCACUCAACGUCCACUCAUCAAACGGAACAUCACCAUGGCUCCCGCUCCACCUUCGCAAGAUGAUUUGGAAGGAUAUUGGGGCCCUCCAACAUCUACACUUGAUUGGUGUGAAGAGAAUUAUGUGACAUCUUAUUACAUUGCAGAAUGGUGGAAUACGUUAUCCAACCUAUUCAUGAUUGUGCUCCCUAUAAUCUCCAGUGUAUACAUGUGGAAAGAGAAUGUGGAAAUGAGAUAUAUCUGGGCUAACCUUAGCUUAUUAGUUGUUGGGAUUGGCUCAUGGUGUUUUCAUAUGACAUUGUUAUAUGGCAUGCAGUUGCUUGAUGAGCUUCCUAUGGUUUGGGGAUCAAUAGUCAUGAUUUACAUCAGUUUUGAGAGCUGUGAAAAACCAGGGAAUUUGAACACAAAGCUCCUUACAGCUCUGUUCAUCUACUGUUUAUUAAUAACCAUCAUUUACCUCACAGCCGUCAAUCCUCUUAUUCAUCAGGUUGGAUAUGGGUUUUUAGUAGUGCUACUGGUUGGGCGUGGUAUAUAUAUGUUACGAUACUAUGGAAGGCACAAAAACAAGUUCCUCUACGCAUAUUGCUUAGGGCUGUAUGCAUUUGCAUUCUUCCUUUGGAACAUUGAUAACAACUUAUGCACAAGCGUUAGAUCCCUCCGCAAGUCCCUGCCAUUUCCUUUAAGUGCAGUAACACAGCUACAUGGCUGGUGGCACAUAAUGGCGGGCACCAGUACUCAUUGUUUUGUCAUUUUAAUGUGCAACUUUAGAUCAAAUUACCUACGACGGGAAAAUAAACUCGAGUAUACUGCUGGUCUGAUUCCAUUCGUCCGUCAUCCGGUGAAAGGUUACGAGAUGAAUCACAACAUGUAAAGGUCAAAGGUCAUCAGGGGAGCAUUUCGUGAAAGGACUCGUGGGAUAUUUCAUCAGACAAGGCCUGCUUUAUUCAACAGUUACCAUGGUAACAAUCAGACAUCUGUGCUUCUCAGCCAAUCAAAGCCAAGGAUAGUUUUCAGAACUGACAUCUUUUCAGACGACAAAUGUUGAUGGAAAAAUCCCCUUGCUUCACGUCCAGAGUUGAUGAUGCUUAUUGAUGGUUGUUUUUGUUUUGGUCUGUAUACUUCUUGGGUUGAGCAAAGAAGAUUUUUACAAUCAGGACACCAUAUAAAACAAGUUUAAUAUCUAUCGAACAUGGGGCUAAUUUCAUCAAUUGAUUGCAUUAUUAAUGUGAUUGAUCAAUCUUAAAAAUCAGCUCCAUGAUCGAUCGCUUAUAGCAUUUCAGGAUCCAAAUGAAGGGAGCUUAUAGCAACUCAAAGAAAAACUAAACACCUGAAUUUCACGUAGUAAUAUUCAGUAAGAAAUUUUAAUGAAGUCAUCAAAAUAGAAUAGAAUAAAAUUUUCUAUUUUCAAUUUAUGACCUGAAGAUAAGGUAACAGAUAGAUUACCUUAAAAGUUAAACUUUUUACUGAUUUGAAUUCCAGCCCUGACAUUGAAUUUGAGAAGCUUUUUUUUUAAUUGUCAGUCUCAUACUCAUAUAGGUGUAAUACACAGCUUUUGAUACAUCAGCAUUUGUCAGGAUAUUUGAAAAUAGUAUAACGAUUAUGAUUUUUACAGGCUGCCAUGUCUAAAAUGACUGCAUGCUACUUCUACUUAAAUCUAUAUGCAAAAAAAUCAUGCUUUAGCCAACAUUAAAUGUUACCUACCACCCCAAAACCAACAAUAAGUCAUUAGGUAAGGUUCUCUGUAAAUAGCCAAAAUAGUAAUUUAGUCUCCAAAAAUUAAAAAAUAGGUUAUCUGAAAGAGCAAUUCUUCUACUUCAUACUGUAAAAAUUUGAAGUCGUGAAGUUGAAUAAAAGAAAAGAUAAAGAUACAAGAGUUUCUUGGACACUACUUUUUCGGACUGCUUGGAAGUUUCACUGAGAUUACACAGUCAGCAUGCACAUCUCAUGCUUGAGUGAACCCCAAACUUCAAACCUUGUUUUCUCCUUAUUUUUUAAGCUCUUGCGGAAUUUCCUCUGCAUUCAAUCAAGUACUUGUAAUAGUUAUUGUUGGUCAAUUUUAACAUAUCAUAUAUCAUUUUAAAGCUUAGGAAAUGAAUUUUCAGGUUCAAUAAAAAUCUAAAUAUUCAUUUGGCCCGAAUUAUUGUUGGUUAUUGGGUGGCAGGUCACAAAUCUCACAGGGUUAUGUAUGUUAUUUGAUAUUUCUCCCUUUUCAUGUUGAAUAUCAAAUUAAAUUUGAUAAAAAAUAUUUCAGGGAUAAUUGUAACAUGUGUAAACAUUGACCAUUCCAUUGUUUUAAGAAUGAAGGAUUCCUUCACAUUUUACCUCAUGAGAUACAUAUAUGCAAUAGAUGUUCAAAAAUAAUAGUAAUAUUUCAAUAUUUCUUGAAAGAUUUGAAGGCAUGGUAUUUAUUUUUAAUAACAUGUUCAUAUUUUCCUUAUUCUUAGUGUUCAAAAUGUUCAGAUGUCUAUUUUGAAGAAGAAUUACUUAUUCUGUGAAAAUACAUCCUUAUUUAUUAUGAGCUUAUUUUUCGAGAUUGUGGAAAAUUUUUAAAAUCAUGACUGAAAUCAAAGUAGGUUGAUUGACCUUCUAUAAUCAAGUGAAUUAUAAAUUGCAAAGUAAAUACUUCAUGAGUUGCUUUAGAAAUAUUUCUGCAUAUGAUAAUUAAAAUACCAUUCAAAAUGUUUUCAAGAAAUUGUUCAUACCAAACAAUGUUAAAUGACACUGUUUAAUCAUUUUAUUUCUGUUAUGAUGGUCAGAAAUUUUUUUUAAUGUACAAUAGUAUUUGUUUUAACGUUUUUUUUUUUCUUUAAUAAGUUUGAUUUUAAAGACAGCAAAAUUGCUAGUGGUGGUAUAACCAUAGUCUAAAUUUAAAAAAAUAUAUAUCUCAUUGGAGUUUUCUUGUGGGUACCUAAAAAUCUACAAUAUCCAAAAAAAGAUUUAUUUUAUGAGUGUCAUUGCAGCUAACAUAUGAUGGACCUUACCUUGAAGUUAGGCCUGUGACAUUCCAAAGACUUUAAAUUUCAGGUUUAUAUCUUUUAAAUUCUUCAAUUUACACAUAUAUUCCAGAAUGGAUAUGGCAAGUUCUUCCAAAAUCAUAUCACUGUGGCUUUUAUUUUAUUCAUGCAAUAGUACCCAAAUAAUACACAUUAUUUAGAGGAUUAGUAAGAAUCGUACCCACAAGGAACCUUUGGAAUAGUUCUAACGUGCCUGAGGUGUAGCUGAGGGCAUCUGGACUGUUUCAAAGGUAACAGCUUGGUGUAAUUACUCUUAUGCCUGAGCAAAAUUAUGUGUAUUUGUAUAUGUUCUAUUUGAUAGUUUGGUUUUUUUUUUGAUAAAUAAAUCAUUCUCAUCUCAUAUUCAUGACCAUUCAAUAGAACUAGGCAGGAGUACCAGUCAUUUCCUGUUAGCAUAAAUAAUUGAAUGUUUGUGUUAGAAAUUUUAGUCAGUCAUUUGGUUAGGAUCCAUAUAGCAAUGGUAUGAUAAUUUUACUACUUAUUGUAAAAUUCUAUGCAAAUUUGUGCAUUUCACAAUCAUUUUGCCUCAUUUUGUUAAGUCACAUUAGACACUUUUGCAUACAAGAAUGAAAAUAUGAUUGCUUGGGAGUAUUAAUUAUCAAUACCCUUAUGUAGGUUUUUCUUUGUAUUCAUGGUACAUUAUUACCAUGAAGUUACAUGUAUGAUGUAGUAAAUCAGGUAAAUAUAUAGCCUUUGUAGUUGAAUGAGAUGCAAGGAUUUGAAUUUUAUGUCAAAUGGGUUACAUUUCUAGUUAAUGCUCAGGAAUUUUAAUUUGUCUUUCACAAAUAUUCCAUGAUAUGGUUAUUCCAUGCCAAAGGAUUUAACCAUGGAGAUGCUAUCUGAUUUUAAAUUUCUUGUUGUGAAAUCAUAGUAUUCGUAGUAAAUUAAAAACCCAUUCUAGAUCUAGUAUGCUCCAGAGGGAGUGGAGAAAGUAUAUACAUUGGGUGAUUUCAAGUCCGGUGUUGGUGUUAGUGUUGAAAUUUGGAUUGCUUCCCCUAGCUCCAAAACCUAUUCUGAGUUUGUAAAACUGAUCCAGAUCACAUUAUUGACAUCUCAACAACCAAUGAGUGACUUUUCUGGACUAUCUUCAUUUUAUGUUUGGUGUUAUACUCAUGUAAAAAUUGACCUAACACUGACACCAAAACGUCAACACUGAACUUGAAAUCACCCAUUCGGGCAAUGCAGUGGAAGAUGACAUGGAUCUCGUAACAGUAAGUUUAGCAAUUAAUUGCUAAAUGCAAUGGCCUAUCAAGAUCAUCGUUGCAUGUGCAUUUUGCUCAGUAGACUAACUAGGAACUAAUCAGAAUUGUUCUUUUAAACUUAGCGAUGAGAUAACCUUUGUGUUACAGGCCCUGGAUAAUGUUUUGUUCCAAUGUAUUAAUAGCUACUUAAAAUGGAACAUUGUUAAUAUUUGUAUUACUUAGGAUAUAUUUCAUGUGUUGAUAGUUAUUAAAUGAUACACAUGAAUGAGGACAUUAUUAUGAACUAUCCAUGCACAAUACCAGUAAAAUAGUUUUCAUAUGCAUAAGGCGAUAUCAGAUGGUCUGUAGACUGUAAUUUACUAUUAAAAUGAUGUGUUUUAUAAGUGAUGUUUUAUAAGAUUAUUUAAAUAUUAAGUGCCAGAAUGGAAUGGCAUAUUUCAGAACCAUGGCCGGUCAUAAAUUAUUACUUAUGAUCUGGUUGUAAGUAAAGUUACAGAUUUGGAAAUAUAAAAGCCUGGUCACAUGACCACAUUUGUCUCAUCACUUGAUUAGAAUCUAUUUCAUCCAUCCUAAUAUAUACAUAUAUUUUUUAAUUCGCUCGUUUUUUUUUACAGUUUUUGGUUGAGUGUGUGUUUCUGUUUUUACUUAGUAGUAGUUUUUAGACUACUAGUUGAUUGAAAGAAAAAAAUCAAAUUUAUAUGUUUGUUUGAUUGUUGUAAAGAAAAUUUAUCAAAUUGUCUAAUUUAUGUGUCUAAUUAACUUAAUAAAUCUUGGAUAUUUGCAAUGUGUGUAAUUGUAUACAAACUUAUCAACUACAUUUUUAGAUCAUGAUAAAUAUUUCCUAAAUGUGAUACAUGUAUAAUAUUGUGCUAUUAACCAAAGAAAAAUAUUUUUUACAUUCCUACUGCAAAUAGCCUUUCAGACGUCUUUCACAUACUUGUUGUAUUUUCAUAACAAUGGCAGAUAUUCAUGAACCAUGGUAGAUACGUAAGGGUAUGCAUUGCAAGUCGAGAGCAUUAUUGUAUUCUGACGCUCUUAUUUGCUUUAGUUUGAACUCUCAGUGGCUCUUGCAAGAGACUUAUCAGAUUUAUUGUAAAUAUGCAAUUACGUGUAACUGCAAAUCCUAUUGAUAUUAACUGAAAUGAUUGCAACUGAUACAAGUGUGUUUGUUAAGUUUCUUGCAGGGCCCUUUAAUAUUAUCCCCAAUAUGGAGACAUCUCACAUAUAAUUUUUUCUCUUAGGAUUUGGAAAGAGUUUUUGUUUUUCUUGCAAUGCACAAAGCAUCAGUCAUUUAACUUCAUAUUUUAAUAGCCUUAUGAUUACAAUAUGGAUAUUCCAAUGUAUGUACAUUUUUGUGUAAUGCUGCAUUAAACAAUUUGUGAAAUAAACGAAAGUUCAUGUGCUAUAUAUAGAGCCGUUUAUCAAAACUUGAACUAAAUUACAAAAUAUGAGGAAUUAUUAUAAGUUAAUUUAUUUGUAAUUAUGAGAUAUAAUGAUUAUUAUUUAGGGGCACAGUCCUGUUUUACAUUCAGUGGACGUAGAAUAUUUGCUAAAACCAUCAAAUCAUAUAAAGAGAGUAAUGAAUUUUUAAACUUUUCAUUUGUGACGUCAUAUUCAAGCAGCUCAUUCAUUUGUUAUGAAAUAUAAGUUUUUUUUAGAAUUUUA